AUGGCAAGCUCUGAGAAACCCGUGGAUCUGAGCUGGUGGGGCCGCACGACAUUCGAAAGAAAGCGGGAACGAGCCGCAAGAAUAGCCUUGCAGGUGGAGGCGAACGCCCUGGUCGUCUCGGAGUGGCGGAUAAGACGCGGACUACAAGCAGCAGCACCAGCAGCCUUGACUAAAAAAAACGAGAAGAAGGACUUCUAUCACAGAAACACUACUUCCUCGGGGACGAAAGGCUUCUCGACUAUUCGCGAAUGGCCACGUCGGCCCUCAGGUGGACCAGGAAUAGCAGCCCGUUUUCCUUCGGUGAAGAAAGGCAAACACGAAGUGGUACUCUCGAAUUUUAACCAUCCCGUGAGCGCCACGGCAUUGCGGCGGCCAUUCGUGGCGAUGAAGGAAGUACUCGGUUGGCAAUUGGCCGAAGAUGCAUCUCGGCUGGACUUGAAGCACGUGGAUAUCCAGAUACUAGGCAACAGAGAGGCUGCGAAGCGCUGGUGGGAGACUGUGUACGACCCAGAAAUCAGACAUCGGCAGCAGAGCGAUCGGUAUGAGGCGGAAGUGAGAGUGAGCAGAAAAGUCGAAGCUCUAUUGGCUACUACACAAAAACAGCAGGGAAGGACAAGGAUGAGGGCAUCGACGCGCCUACAAGAACGAGAGGAUUCUGCUCUGGGAGCGACUACAACAAGAACUGUCGACAAGAAAGCUUCGAUCAAUAAAACAACUACAUCAUCAAGGACUUCAACUGCCGCAACAGCAACUGGUGCAACAAAAGAGUUAAAGUUACAAAACGCUGGAGUUGUGUGGAGGGCAUUGCCGUUAUACGGGACGUCGCCUCUAGCUUGGUCAGAGUUUUUGGACGAGCAGGGUGUGGGCUUCUCCGCGCUCAGUAUUGCAGUGAAGUCGAGAGACGUCUCCUUUGCUGCAUUCCUCACUGAUAACGGCGCGGACCGCGAUCAAAUGCCCGGAUCCACGUUGGACCAUUGGGCGGAUUUUGCUCCUGCAGAAGAAACCUGGGAUCCGCUGACAAGGCAUGUGGUAGACAAGUACUUGUUUGCUACUACGAGGGAGUCAGUGUCGGGAGAUCCAGAUCGUCUUUCUCACGAGCUACCACCAUCACGCAGAGGUGGCGCAAGUUCCAAGUCAAACAGCAGCUCCCUCAGCACUACUGGGCGCUCUUGCACGACGGGCGCUGAACCUUUUGAGCGUCACGACUAUGAAUACCAGUCUUACAACUUGCACGCGAGUCUCCAACCCCUGGGAGGAUGUCUCUCCGCAAAAGCUGCGUUGGGAGCAAGAGCAAAGCAGGGCUCUAAGAGGAUGGAACGGCAUGGUGAAUGUCCCAUGGAUUAUGUCGACACCGAGUAUGACGCUUUAGCUGCCACUGCAGACGCAGGAGGUGGAUCAUCCCUUUACCAGGGGGGCGGGAGUGAAAGCGCGCGCAGCAGCGAUUCCCAAGAAGGAGGUCGUGGAUACAGCGGAGCCACGACGUGUCCCGAAGACGAGAAUCCGAACCUUCCUCCUCUCGCGAACGUUGGUGUACUAGCGCGUGAGGGAAGCAAUAUUAUUACCGGUGCGAACGCGAAGAAAAUGAAAAUGUCAGCGAAGCAGCAAGAGUUGUGGACGCUAGAGAAAUUGCGGACAGUGAUGACAGUGCGACGUCCAGUUGCGUGGCACUGUACUCAGGUGCUUCGGGCGCAACUACCUUGGUCUUAAGGCUGCAAGAAAUGCAUUUUGGUAUUGUUCCCCAGCAUCGAUUUUGGUCAUUUUUUUAAUAAUCGGAAAUCAACGGGAACCAAGACCGAUGGGUCUCAAGGAAGGUUUGUGGUAGUUCUAAUUUUAUCGCAUCGUUUCGUCAGAAUCGACAGUUGGAAAAUGAAAAGGGGCGUUUGCCGCACAGGAACAGGAGGGAAGGAGGUCCUUGGUAUGCAAAUGCAUUUUGACGAGCAUAGGAUGAUACCAGACUACGCAAAAACCGGUGCGGACUCCUGCUCGAACGAAGGAUCUUCGACCCCUGCUGCUCCUGCGGGAGAUGGGCGAAAGAUUUCGCAAAGUGUGUGUAGCGCGCUCCUCUGGAGAUCUCGGAGGAACAAGCCUCCCAAAAACGCAAUAGACGAUCCUUGGUUACAGCGGGAGCACUUGUGUACACUUCAGAAGCACGCUAGACCUAACCGGUGUAAGAGUCCCAACAGAGUGAUGUACAUGGAUCUUCUUCAUCCGUAUACAGCCUAAAAAGAUAACUUUUAAGAUGUACUUCAUUUUUGGCGUCGCAACUUGUUUACCAGACAGAUAACUCAGGAGGAACUAUCUCGUUGAAAAAUUACAGAUUUAUUAUCUCAUAGAUGAUUAUACCAAACGAUAGUGGAUUGGGAUUGAGUGGUGAUUCGUAAUAUUUUCGAAGUCUGGUUUCAUUGUUUUCGUUAACAGCCUGAGUCUAAGUAGUGAGUGGUCUUUCACUUUCCUCUUUCUCUCCAUAUCUUCCUCGCACCGUCUUUAUAUAUUGAAUGAGAGAACCAGAACUCGGCUUCAUCACUAUCUCUAUCAUGGAAGAUCACUAGCAGCAGCAGUUUGGUACUGGCUAGUCCUUGUAAUUUCUCUAGUAGUUCCACUUGCAGUACUAGCAGUAUCUUCAGACUACUCAGCUUUACUGAAGAAUAUCUGAGUUCUUCUAUCAACAUCUACAACAUAGGUCGCGGUAGUAGACUACAACAUAUAAAGAUUCUUCAUUAUCGAUCACGCUCGCGGUCGUAGACUACGCUAGCUCGUCUAUGAAGACUGACGUUGGUCCGUCGCAGCAAUUGGCACAAAUAUAAUUUAUUUGAUAUAUUUUUUUUCUCUGAGGAGGGUUUUGAGAUUGAGCUCUUCCUUCUUUUAUUGUAUUGAUUGUUUUAACAUGUAGCCACAUUGCUGAUGCAACUGUAAAUAUUCAGCGGUUGCACGUGCUGGUCGUGCAUGCACAUUGUCCAAGCAGAGUAUCUGCAUCAAUUCAUAAGAGCAAGGCGAGCCACCUGGAUUCGGGGCGAGUGCCUCCUCAAAGAUAUUUCAACUCGGUAUGCAUCCAGAGUACUGAGCAUGUUCCGAUCAUAAGAACAUCUAUUGAAAGUUCAU
Messenger RNA from Amoebophrya sp. A25, 3099 nucleotides. The record is from the annotation of a GenBank genome assembly. NCBI's taxonomy places the organism in Eukaryota, Dinophyceae, Syndiniales, Amoebophryaceae.